Messenger RNA from Antechinus flavipes (yellow-footed antechinus), 3708 nucleotides. RefSeq names its product MICAL like 1 (gene MICALL1). NCBI's taxonomy places the organism in Eukaryota, Metazoa, Chordata, Mammalia, Dasyuromorphia, Dasyuridae. The transcript is spliced from 16 exons. Gene Ontology annotation, molecular function: protein binding. The coding region runs from base 29 to 2554 and encodes 841 amino acids. The record is from RefSeq and is a predicted model, not a curated record.
CAGGGGCGGCGGCGGCGGCGGCGGGACCAUGGCAGGGCCCCGGGCCGCGCUGCUGGCCUGGUGCCGCAGCCAGUGCCGGGGCUACCCCGGCGUGGAGAUCCGGGACCUGAGCGGCUCCUUCCGGGACGGCCUGGCCUUCUGCGCCCUCCUGCACAGCCACCGGCCCGAGCUGCUAGAUUUCGACUCGCUCUCCAAGGACAACGUUUAUGAAAAUAACCGCCUGGCCUUUGAGGUGGCGGAGCGCGAGCUGGGCAUCCCGGCCCUGCUGGACCCCAACGACAUGGUCUCCAUGAGCGUGCCCGACUGCCUGAGCAUCAUGACCUAUGUGUCCCAGUAUUAUAACUAUUUCACCAACCCCAGCCAAGCCGGCGUCUCUCCACCCAGGAAGUUCCCAGCUGCUCCUUCCUCUUCCUCAUCCGGGGCAGCUCCCCACGCUGAUGCUGAAGGUGGCGGGAUCCAGGAGGAGCGGGCGGCGGCCCCCGAAAGCCUGGCGGAGCAGGGCUCCCGCGGCAUCCCCAGCAGCACCUGCGCCUCCUGCGGGCAGCACGUCCACCUGGUGCAGCGGUACCUGGUGGAGGGCAAGCUCUACCACCGCCAGUGCUUCAGGUGUAAGGAGUGCUCCAGCACGCUGCUCCCCGGAGCCUACAAGAACGGGCCGGAGGUGGGCACCUUUGUGUGCACCCAGCACCGGGGCAAGCUGGGCCCCCAGGGGGGCGCCGAGGGCAGGCCCCGAGCGGCCCUGCUACCCCCAGACGCGGCCGGCCCGGCGGAGGACAGCGAGGAUGCUGCCGUCUCCAGGAGGCUCCGGGGGGAGCCCCAGCCCGGCUCGGAGCCCCCGCCUCAGACUGUGUGCAAGCCCCCCCUUCCCAGCAAGCCUCAGGAGCUGGGCUCCCCGCCGGCCCCCCGGCCGACCCCCGCGCCCAGGAAGGCCUCGGAGACGUCCGCCAGCCCCCAGCCCGUCCCCCGGCCGCGCUCCAGCGUGCAGGGGGAGAGCCCCGGGGAGCAGGGCGGCUGCCUGGUGAACGGACGGCUGCAUGACUCCAGCCCCCCAGUCCCCAAACCACGUGGGCCGCCCAGGGCCUCCGACCGAGCUACAGCCCCCAAGAAGAAGGACCCCCCGUGGAUGGCCUUGGUUCAGGCAGAGCCCAAGAAGAAGCCUGCCCCUCCGCCUCCCGGCAGCCGCCCUGAGACUCCCUCGCGGGCCACUGAGGAGGGAGAGAGCCAAGGAGAGAGCGCGGCUCCGGAGCAGGAGAGCCGGCCGGCCGCUCCCGAGCCCAGGCCCUACAACCCCUUUGAGGAAGAGGAAGAAGAAGAAGAAGCAGCCCCGGGCCCCCCGAAUCCUGCAGAGCAGGCCCCCAAGACUUUGCACCCCUGGUAUGGCAUCACCCCCAACAGCAGCCCCCGGACGAAGAAGCGGCCGGCUCCGCGAGCCCCGAGCGCCUCCCCCCUCGCUCUGCACCCUCCCGGCCCCCCCACACCUCGCCUCUCGCACUCAGAGCCGCCUUCUUCGACCCCGUCUCCGGCCCUCAGCGUGGAGAGCCUCUCGUCGGAGAGCUCCGUCCCAGCCCCUGGGGAGCCGGAGCCCCCCGUGGUGCCCAAGAGCUCCUCUGAGCCCACCGUGCACGCCCCGGGCGCCCCGGCCAGCCUCUCGGCCUCCUCCUCUGAAGAGGUGGCCCCGCCACGCCGGGACCAAGCCUCCCCCAGCCCCUCCCCGAGCCCCUCCGCCAGCCGUGCCAAAGGGCCCCUGAGCCCCCUGCCCGCCAAGCCCUGCGCCGGGGCCACCCCCACCCCGUUCUUGUUGGUGGGAGAAAGCAGCCCUCCGUCCCCUCAGCUGCAGGUGAAGUCCUCCUGCAAAGAGAACCCCUUUAAUCGGAAGGCAUCCCCUAUGUCUUCCCCAACGACGAAGAAAACCCAGAGGGGCCCCAAGCCCGCGCGGCCGCCUGCGCCCGGACACGGCUUCCCGCUCAUCAAACGGAAGGUCCAGGCUGACCAGUACGUCCCAGAGGAGGAUCUCUAUGGAGAGAUGGAUGUCAUCGAGCAGCAGCUGGACCGGCUGGAGCACCGUGGGGUGGCCCUGGAGGAGAAGCUCCGCAGUGGGGAGAAUGACGGGCGGGAGGAUGACCUGCUGGUAGACUGGUUCAAGCUGAUUCAUGAGAAGCACAUGCUGGUCCGGAGGGAGUCGGAGCUCAUCUAUAUCUUCAAGCAGCAGAACCUGGAGCAGCGCCAGGCCGAUGUGGAAUAUGAGCUGCGCUGCCUUCUCAACAAGCCAGAUAAGGACUGGACAGACGAAGACCGGGGAAGGGAGAAGGUGCUGAUGCAGGAGCUGGUGACCCUCAUCGAGCAGCGCAAUGCCAUCGUCAACUGCUUGGAUGAAGACCGGCAGAGGGAAGAAGAGGAAGACAAAAUGUUGGAAGCCAUGAUCAGGAAGAAAGAGUUUCACAAGGAGGCGGAACCUGGGAUAAAGAAGAAAAGCAAAUUUAAAAACAUGAAGGUGCUGAAGCUGUUGGGAAACAAGCAUGAUCCCAAAAGCAAGUCCUCAAAAGACAAGAGCUAAGAGCCUCAUGGAGUGUGUGGCCGCCCGUUUCCGUGUGGCCGCCCGUUUCUGCGUGGCUGCCCAUUUUUGUGUGGCCGCCCGUUUCUGCGUGGCCGCCUGUUUCUGUGUGGCCGCCCAUUUUUGUGUGGCUGCCUGUUUCUGUGUGGCCGCCCAUUUUUGUGUGGCCGCCCGUUUCUGCGUGGCCGCCCAUUUUUGUGGCCUCCUGUUUCCAUGUGGCCACCUGCCUCUUCCCUGCCUGUUGGCUUCCUCCCGUGUUGGGCUGGGCCCAUACUUGGUCUCCUCAAUGAUAAUGGAAGCUGUGGCCCCUCUUUUCUCUAGGGAGGGGGGUCCCAACACCAAUGAGAGGGCUUCCAGGAUGGGGAGGUCCCCUUCUCUGCCUCCUCCAGCUGAGUAGGGCCAGAGAGUUCCUCCCCUUUCCCUGGCUGUGGAUGUCAGGAAGCGCGGCAGCAGGAAAGUAGACUAUUUAUUCAGCGGUGUUUUCACGGUUAUUAUUAUUGACUGAGCAGUAAAGGAUCUGGGGGUCGUACCCCUGUCCCCCCUCUUUAGUCUCCUUCCACUUCUAGAAAGCUUCCUGUGAUUGAGGUGGCUUCUGUGUCCCAGAGGCAGCAGUCCCUCUCCCCUUCCCCCCCCACAUACACCCCCCCCCCCCCCAACAGGAGCUAUUUAUUAAUGAUCAGUGGGUUGGAGUUCAGUCCAGACUGGCAGACGGGGCUGCCUCAGUUGGUCUCACAGGGGAAGAAUAGAAGGGAUUACCGCCAGAAGUGUCCUUCCCACAGCCCUGAAGUGGCUCCUCCCGGGCAGCACCAGGAGACGCCAUCCCUCUCCUCUUCUCCCACUAACUUCCCGGCCCAGCGCUCUCCAGCACCUGUCACUUGGCACAGGUAGAGCAGAUGGCUCGUUUCCAUUUCCACGUGGGGAAGGGAACUUCCGGAAUGUAACCCUUGUGGAAGGGGAAGUCCCCUGGACUCCGAGACCUCAGCUCGUCCUGAUCAGCUCCUCCAGAGCCAGCGUCUUCACUUCCCACACCUGGGCUGGCCCAGUGACCUCUGGGGCCGGGCUGGCGCGGUCACAGAGCUCAGUGAAAGACCCCACUGUAUCAUCUUGGGGAUGUGCUUUUCCCCCAAAUAAAUUGAACCCAAUUAAUUUGCCCCCCA